UUAAACUCAAUAUCUGCUCGGAAAGUGGCGCCUAUGCAAAAAUAAUGAAAUCCGUGUAGUAUAGGAGUAUAUUGUAGCCCCCGAAGCUGUCAUACGCCAGUUUCUUUCUCAGUUAAGCGUCGUCGUGUAAGUUCCGUGUUGAUCGGCGUGUGCCCACAGCACAAAUUAAAAAGUCAUAUCAUUAUUUUCGCUCAAUGUUACUUAAAAUCUCAAUUAAAACAACAAACUCAAAAUACUCGGUAAUUCCAUCAACCAUGGAAUUUAUUUAUAAAAUAACCACUCAUAUACCUCAAUAAAAAUCAAUCCAACCAACUGAUAGCUCCAACUUUCCGCUAAUAAAUAAAAGUAUUUUUCAAAUCCAAUAAUUAAAAUAAUAAUUAAAAAUAUCAGUAUAAUAAAUAUCAAUAAUAAUAAAUAACCAAGUGAUUAAAUUUCGUUGCCCAUGGAACGAAAUAGUGGAUUUAAAAAUAAAAUCCAUCGAUCAGAUCAUCAUCAUCAUCAGCUCAACAUCAUCAGUAGCAUCAGUAGCCAUUACCCGGUGUUUGUUACAAACACGCGGAGACAUCAACGUUUUAGAAAAAGGCGGAUAUGUUUAUUUAAAAAGUGGACCAAGUACUAAAAUGGUUAUGUCCAGAUUAAACCCAGUUCGCUUAAAAGGAUCUAAAAGUAACCGUGGACUAGACGUCGAGUGUUGCUGGUGCUGGUGGUGAUCAAUAAAAAAACCGACAGCAAAAAAAAAUCUAUAAUAAGUGUAUAAAAAAAAUGAGCUCUAUGAUCUACACCCUCUAUGGGUUCGCAAUAUUUUUCAUGGUCUUCUGGUUGGGGAUGUGGUGCGUCCACAUACUGGCGCUGAUAACCGCCCGGUGCAAACUUCACCGUAAGCCGACUGCGGUCCAGCUGCCCUCGAGCUACGAGGUCCCGCUGAUGGGGGUGUCGAUAAUAAAACCUUUGAUGGGAGUCGACUCAAAUCUCUACAACAAUCUGGAGACUUUUUUUACCCUGGACUACCCGAUCUACGAGCUGCUGUUCUGCGUCGAGGACAAGCAGGACCCGGUCCUGGUCCUCAUUCGUAAACUGAUAGACAAGUACCCGCAGAUCGAGACGCGUCUGUUCAUCGGGGGAUGCAGGGUCGGGGUGAACCCGAAAAUAAAUAACAUGUACCCGGCGUACGAGGCUGCCAAGUACGAGCUGAUACUGAUAAGCGACAGCGGGAUCAGAAUGAAGGAGGACACGUUGCUGGACAUGGUCAGGUACAUGAGCGACAAUGUGGCUCUGGUCCACCAGCUGCCGUUCACUUACGAGCAGCGCGAAGGAUUCGCUGCUGCCUACGAGAAAAUUUACUUCGGGACCGUCCAGUCGCGCAUGUACUUGGCCGCGGAUUUGCUGAACAUAAACUGUCACACUGGGAUGUCUGCGCUGAUAAGGAAGUCGCCGCUGGACGAAGUCGGCGGACUGAAGACCUUCGGAGUCUACUUGGCGGAGGAUUUUUUCUACGCCAAGUCCCUGGUGGACCGCGGGUGGAAGAUCACGGUCUGCUCCCAGCCCGCGAUGCAGAACAGCGGACAGUGCGAGCUGAAUCUGUUCCAAGAGAGACUGCGGCGAUGGGCGAAGCUGAGGGUCGCGAUGCUGCCGACGACGAUCAUUCUUGAACCCUUGAGUGAGUGCUUCAUUUUGGGGGCAUGUGCGUCAUGGGCCGCGGCUGUACUGUUUGAAUGGGACUCGCUGGUUUUUUAUCUCAUUCACAUCCUCAUGUGGUUCAUGUUGGACUGGACGUUGUUGUGUGUCGUGCAGAAUAGUCCGUUGCCGCUUAACAAAUUGGAGUUUUUGUUCGGGUGGUUCCUCAAUGAGACCAUAAGACCCUACUUGUUCGUACAGGCGGUCUUGGACCCGCUUAUUCAGUGGAGGUCGAGGGUCUACAAGCUUAAAUGGGGAGGAUUGGCUGAGGAAGUCAAGGCUAAGGUUAAAUACUAGACUAUAGUUUUAUUUUAUUUAUUAAUUGUGUUUUUUUUUAUGAUACUGAAGUUAGCAG
This is a messenger RNA of Microplitis mediator, 2029 nucleotides long. RefSeq names its product ceramide glucosyltransferase-B (gene GlcT). Gene Ontology annotation, molecular function: ceramide glucosyltransferase activity. Bases 763 to 1971 code for a protein of 402 amino acids. The record is from RefSeq and is a predicted model, not a curated record. Gene Ontology annotation, cellular component: membrane. Gene Ontology annotation, biological process: glucosylceramide biosynthetic process. The transcript is spliced from 2 exons. NCBI's taxonomy places the organism in Eukaryota, Metazoa, Arthropoda, Insecta, Hymenoptera, Braconidae.